This is a messenger RNA of Pistacia vera, 1380 nucleotides long. Its product is annotated as putative receptor-like protein kinase At3g47110. NCBI's taxonomy places the organism in Eukaryota, Viridiplantae, Streptophyta, Magnoliopsida, Sapindales, Anacardiaceae. The transcript has a single exon. The coding region runs from base 23 to 1105 and encodes 360 amino acids. The record is from RefSeq and is a predicted model, not a curated record. Gene Ontology annotation, molecular function: protein binding.
UCUGCAUUAAUUCCAAAAAACCAUGAAGCAAUACUGUUUUGAUUCCAAGUGGAUUUUGUUUCAUCUUUUAUGGAUAAUCAUGAUCACCUCUGCCUCAUCAGGUUUUGAAGCUGAUGAACUCGCUUUACUUGAUUUCAAGCAAGGAAUAACUCAAGAUCCCCUUCAAAUAAUGAGAUCCUGGAAUUCUUCUAUGCAUUUCUGCAAUUGGACUGGUGUUACAUGCAGUCCAACUAAUGGAAGAGUCUCAAUCUUGAACUUGGACUCGCAAAGCUUGGUUGGCUCUAUCCCACCUUCCAUAGGAAACCUUACGUCUCUUACUGUCAUUGACCUGGGAAACAAUAGCUUCCAUGGUGAAGUUCCUCCAGAAAUAGGCCGCUUACAGCACCUGCAGCAUCUCAACCUGUCUUGCAAUUACUUUGGCGGGAGUAUUCCAACGAAUUUAUCUCGUUUUACAGAACUUCGAGUAUUUCACCUUUUCCGCAACAAGUUUAUUGGGCAGAUUCCGGACCAGCUUAGUUCAUUGCCGAAACUGGUACAACUAAAUCUUGCAAUUAACAAUCUUACAGGAAAAAUUCCAUCUUGGAUAGGUAAUUUUUCUUCCCUUGUCCAUCUGUCACUUUUAUCCAAUAAUUUACAGGGAAGCAUACCCAAGGAAUUAGGCCUACUAUCAAGCUUGGGAUUUUUUCAACUUGGUGGGAAUUAUUUGUCUGGUACCAUCCCUACUUCAAUUUUUAAUCUCUCUUCUAUGUACUAUUUCUCUGUGGCUGAAAACCAGCUGCACGGGCAGUUGCCGUCAGAUGUUGGACUCAAUCUCCCCAAUCUUAAACAAUUUUAUUGCGAUUUGAACUAUUUUACAGGAAGUAUUCCUGUAUCAUUGCCAAAUGCUUCUAAUCUUUCAGUAGUUGAUUUUUAUAAUAAUAGCCUCACUGGGAAUGUUCCAGAAAGGUUUGGAAGCUUGCAAGGUCUCAUUACACUUAAUUUUGCGAAUAAUAGACUUGGAAAGGGGGAAAUUGGUGACUUGAAAUUUCUAAAAUUUUUGUCUAAUUGUACGAGGCUUGUAGAGUUGGGUCUCUAUGGUAAUGUUUUUUGGGGGAGAGUUGCCUAAUUCGAUAGGCAACCUUUCAACUCAAUUGCAAAAGUUAGAUAUUGGAAUGAAUCUGAUUCAUGGAAACAUCCCUGCUGGGAUUGGAAACCUGGUUAACCUAGCUGUCUUAUCCUUUAUGGGAAACUACUUAAGUGGUAGUGUUCCAGCUGAAGCUAUUGGGAGACUACGGAAUCUAGAGGUAUUGUUUUUAUGUAUCAAUAAUUUUUCUGGAUUAAUCCCAUCCUCACUUGGCAACUUGACUAAAUUAUUUCAGCUUUGUUUGGGAAUAAAUGAAU